Mesorhabditis spiculigera is the source of this 216-nucleotide messenger RNA. The record is from the annotation of a GenBank genome assembly. NCBI's taxonomy places the organism in Eukaryota, Metazoa, Nematoda, Chromadorea, Rhabditida, Rhabditidae.
AUGCACUGCAGGCCUGGGGAGCUGGGCGAUUCGGCCGAGCGAGCAGCCGAAGUCGAUGACUUUACAACGUCGCUGAGCGGUGCGCCAUCCCGGUUCGCCCGCACCGGAUAUUAUGAUCGAUUGUUCAAGGCUGGGAAUACCUGGAGCGGCGACUUGUACAGCAUUCCUACUUACGGCUUCAACCCCAACUACAAGAAGGACGGACCGUACCGCCUG